This is a messenger RNA of Staurois parvus, 309 nucleotides long. NCBI's taxonomy places the organism in Eukaryota, Metazoa, Chordata, Amphibia, Anura, Ranidae. The record is from the annotation of a GenBank genome assembly.
AGUGGGAAGAAUAGUGCCCCAUCAUUGGUGUCAGUGGGGAGGAAUAGUGCCCCAUCGUUGGUGUCAGUGGAGGGGAGGAAUAGUGCCCCAUCGUUGGUGUCAGUGGAGGGGAGGAAUAGUGCCCCAUCGUUGGUGUCAGUGGAGGGGAGGAAUAGUGCCCCAUCGUUGGUGUCAGUGGAGGGGAGGAAUAGUGCCCCAUCGUUGGUGUCAGUGGAGGGGAGGAAUAGUGCCCCAUCGUUGGUGUCAGUGGAGGGGAGGAAUAGUGCCCCAUCGUUGGUGUCAGUGGAGGGGAGGAAUAGUGCCCCCAUC